AUGUCCGUCUGCGAAAGGCCACGGGAGGCGAACAUGGCGUUGAGCUGGUCCAGGGUGAAUCCGGGGAGGGGAAGCUUAUGCCUGACCCCGGCUCUGGUCGAGGUUCGGCCGUCCCGCCGGCCCAACUCGACGGGGAAGAAAGGUCCGCCAGUCUGGGAAAUCACUCAAAGUCAACUGAUAAUGAUCAGGGUAAGCUUAUAUACCAGAUGGAUUACCAGUGACACGACGUCUCUCGCAGCCAGGGCCAGUAUGUCGGCGCAGGAGACCUGGUUUGUGCAGCCGGCGACUGCGUCGACGGCCGCCUUCGCUUUGACCACGGUGUCGAAGCCAUCUCCGGCGAGAGAAAUGUCGUCGGAGCUGUGUCUCUCGUCGUUACCCUUGGAAUCGCUGAUCAUCACCGAAGCGUCGCACCCCUGCCCGUUAACCCAAGAAAUAACCCGUCACUGGAACGAUAAUCCCUGCUGAUCCUACCAGUCACAGUCGAGUGUCGAAGGGACGCACUCGGACGAAGCAGUCGUGGAAGAACAGUCGGAGGGUUCCCGGAGCAGCGAUGAACGUCUGCUGUAGCUUCCGUUCGACGGCGCCGCGCACGAUGUCCUCCACGCCGGGGCAGACACUGCUGUAGUAGUUCUGCCGGAGCUGAGCCGAAGCCAUCGCCAAGAGUGUCAUCUGAAAGGCGGCGAGACGAAGAAGGUUGUGAGUGCUCUCCAUGGCCGCAGAUGA
This is a messenger RNA of Spirodela intermedia, 723 nucleotides long. Lineage: Eukaryota; Viridiplantae; Streptophyta; Magnoliopsida; Alismatales; Araceae. The record is from the annotation of a GenBank genome assembly.